AUGCUAUAUAACGCUUAUUCUCAUAAACUAUCAAAGUCUAGAAGAAACACGCUCUCCUAUCUCAAUGUCAUGGUGGUUGGCUCGGUUGGCUCUGGCAAAACUGUCUUUGUCAGAACCUUUUGUGAAACAUUGAAGCAUGAUGUGAUUCAAGGCUCCUUCCAGGAAUCUAAGCCCAUGGUGCUGAGGGAUCCACUGCGACUUACAGACGAGCUCUACACGGUCUCAAUGCACAUUGUAGAGAACGGCCAGCGAACAGCACUCACCAUCACUGACACACCGGGGUUCACCACGGGAUACGCAGUAGAUCACCAGCUGAGGUACAUUGCAAAGUACAUUGACUAUCAGUUUGAGCGCACACUUGCUCAAGAAUCCAAAGUCAAGAGAGACGCCAAAGCAUCGGACACUCACAUUCACUCGUGCCUCUACUUUAUUGUCAUCAAGCACAUCCAGACGAUGAGCAAGUCAGAUACUUUGACAGUGGCUCAACGCGAACAAAUCAAAUCAGUAUUCAGACGAGAAAUCUUUGAUAUCCUGCAAAUUCCAAUCUACGGCUGCAUUGAUAUCGACGACGAGGACCAGCAUACCAGCACACCAACACCCACAACAGAUGAACAGAAUGCUUAA
Mucor velutinosus is the source of this 624-nucleotide messenger RNA. RefSeq names its product ribosomal protein L36. Gene Ontology annotation, cellular component: septin complex; microtubule cytoskeleton; cell division site. Gene Ontology annotation, molecular function: GTP binding; GTPase activity; molecular adaptor activity. NCBI's taxonomy places the organism in Eukaryota, Fungi, Mucoromycota, Mucoromycetes, Mucorales, Mucoraceae. The transcript is spliced from 3 exons. Gene Ontology annotation, biological process: intracellular protein localization; cytoskeleton-dependent cytokinesis. The record is from RefSeq and is a predicted model, not a curated record. Bases 1 to 624 code for a protein of 207 amino acids.